UUCAUCGAGUUAAAAUGUUAAUUUGUUGUUUGUUUUCCUUAUCUUAAGCCAUGGUAACGAUACAAACGGUUGAUUUUUAGCCUCUACAACAUGGCCUGUUGUACUGCAGCCCAAAACGAAAACGACGACGUCUAGCCUGAAUACGGACUCCAGACAAGGCUUUCUUCUGCUCCUCCAUUGGACGGAGCCAUGCCAACAUGAAUCAGCCGUACAAAGUGGGCGCCAGGGAUGGCUCAGAGCGCCACCGGGGCCUGCAGGAUUGCGACAGCCGUGGUGUCACUUCCUGCGGGCUUCAGCAUGGGACAAAGCAACCACCGUCAUUUCCCUACACCCAAAGGGAAUCGUCGUCCAGCUACAGUCCACUCCGUAGGCUCCAGGACCUGACAGCUAUGGUGAGUAGGCCGGACAUGAGCCUGCAGGACAAGGACUUUCACAGCCGAAGUAAAGCACAUACGCACCACAAGCACAGCUCAGAGUUCAGCCCCGGCCUUGUCCACUCACCCCAUUCCUACAGCGAUGGAGCAUACAAAAAUGCUCAGAAUGCAGACAAGAACGGCUUCUCCCCCAUCAGCUCGGACAGCCUAGAGCACUUCUCUCCCAUCCCCAACGGAUUUCUGCAUUUUGAAUCAAGCCUCUUUGACAGUGGAGACAGUAAGGAUGAUCACCAUGAGGACCACGAUGAUGUGGAAAGUGUGGAGUCGUUUAAACCUUCAACCAAACCCUUGACCAGAAAACGCCGGAAAAAGGAUUCAAAAAACCCACAGAGCUCCUGCCGUCCAGGGUCGGAUCUGAGCUUGAAUAGACAUAGACGCUUUAACCCACUUUCUAAAAGUUCACCACAGCCAGAUCACUCAGUCAGCCCGGCACAGCUACCUGUCGAGGUCACGCCGCAAGAUUUUGACAGUAUAGACGACUAUUCGGAUAGCGAUUGUGAUCUGCCGAGCACUGAAAACUGUGCCUCAUUGUUUAACGCCAGCCUGUCUCAAAGACCAAGCUCACCUAGCAGCACCUACUCAAAUCCUUCAGAAAGCCCAAAGAAGAAGCCUUUGCCCGGAGUGAAGUUUACUGUGGGUGAUGUUGUGUGGGCCAAGUUUAACCGGAGACCUUGGUGGCCCUGCCGUGUUUCCAUCGACCCUGUGACUGAGAGCCACACCAGAAUGAAAGAUUUCUCACUACGUUCAUUUUGUGUGACCUCACCCUCAGAGCCCAGUCGCAGGCCGUGCCGGAUGUAUUUCGUCAGGACGUUCGGAGAAAUUGUAGACCAAGCUUGGGUUGCCGGAAAAGCCACGUUUGCUUUUGAAGGAGGCGACCAGUUUGACAUGCUCCCUGUGCUCCGGCGACGAGGCAGACAGAGAGAGAAGGGUUACAAAUACACGGUUCCGAAGCGUUUGAUGCCUCUGUGGAAAGCCAGUGUGCUGGAGGCUGAGUCGGCUUUGCCAGAUUUCCUCAGGAGUAAAGAGCAAUCUGCCCCCGUCAAAGAAGUGCUCACACUUGUAAUGGAGGACGAGACACCAAACACGCCUACUUGUUCUUCCAACCUUCCCCUGUCCUCGCAGAGCCCUAUUUUUUUCAAUGGACUAGACCUUCCAGUCACCAGUUUGUCCAAAACCAAGGAGGGAAGCAGGGAAAAAACAUCCUCUAAAAAGAAAAACAGCUCAAAGUCAGAAAGCCCUACUGAAAUUAAAGACAGUUUGUUUUCCAAGCUGGUGUCAAAACCCUUAGAGGACAUUUCAGAACCUCCUGCAUUGCCUGUAGAGGAUUUAGCAUCUAAUGGCCGAGAUUGUCCUUACUUGGACAUAGUAUCCUUGGGACUGAAUCAAUGUCCCAAACGCUCAGAUGAACAACCUGAAGAAGGGUUGAAGAAAGAGCCGAAGGCGGAACUCAAUAGUAAAAGAACGAAAAAAGUAUGCAAGACCGAUAAAAGAGCAACAGCAUCUUCAAAACGUACGCUAAACAACAAGACUAGGCUUAAAGACAAACCCUCUACUGUUUUAAAUGGCAGGAGUUUAAGUAGCACUUCCCCUGGAUUGUCAGACGGCACGUUUGAGAUGCACUCUUUCUACUUGCCUGCAAGUUGCGGCCUCAUGUCUCGGGCUCUUGCAAAUGGAGAGGAUGCUAAAAACAAGGAUUAUCUCGAUUCCAGCCACGAAUCCCAGUUUUCUUCUCCACCUCUUUCUGACGAACAUAAUUCCUUCUUGCCCACCAUGGACUCCGAAAGCACAGAGCACAGAUGGCAGGUGAAAACAGAAGCCGUGACGAAUUCUUCUGACCCGACAUGCCAACGUUCCAUCGGCUCCCCAAACCCCACUUUGCUCAAGCUAACCAGAAUCCGAACCAGCAAGGAGCAUGCUCAGAAUGGCCACCAGUUCAAAAGUAAGGAUUCUGAUCAAGUGCUUGUUAAGAAAGAUGCAAUCUUUUCCUGUUCCUCGUCUUCCUCUGCUUCCUCUCUGUCAGCUUCACCCAAGGAGGCCAAAGAGCUCUCUGUCCGCUCUAUGGUAAAUGAGGAGUGUGACUCAGACGACUAUAACUCUAAGUACAAGUUUAGCUCCUUCCUAAUGCUGCUAAAAGACUUGCACGACACCCGGGAGAAGCAGGGACGGCCUUUGACGCUGCCUCUCAUCUCGCCAUCUGCCCUCAUUCAUGAGGAGCCCUCGCUUCUUCCCACACAGUCCCUCCACGACUCUCAUGAUCUGAUUCACAAAAACGACCAGGCGACUCUAAUGGUUCCAAAUGGACUGCAGGUGAAAAGCUCAAAAAACCUGAAACCAAACAAAUCCAAAGCUAAGUCCACAGCAAAAAAAGAGGCGGCGAAACAUGACAGCGGCAAGAGUUUGCUCCCUCACGUCUCUGACCUCACGGCAACUCAGAACUCAAAAGUGUCUGAGGUGAAAAUGGCUCCUGCAGAGAACCACUCAAACUGUCGCCUAGAUUCUGGCCUUGAUGUUUGCAGAAAGAGUGUCAUAUCAGCGGUGGCACCAAAGAAGCGCUGGCAGACAUUUGACGCCGAUAUUAAGGACGAGGCAAAGCCUAAGACCGAUCAAAGUGUCGUGGUGGAGCAGCAAAGUGAAACGCCAACUUUCAAGCUGAAUGGAGUGUUAGAGGAGAGCGACAGAAGCCCUGAGUCCAGUGCUUCAGAGAGGAAAGAAGGAUCCGGGAACAAAAGGCUCCGGAAGCCAAGUAAGAGGUUGCUUGAAUGUGUUGAGGAGUAUGAGCAGAUCUUUACUUCACAGAAGAAAACCAAGAAAAUGUCCGAGUUCUCCAAAACAGUAUCUUGCGUUGAUAACACUAAUGAUGACCAGCAGGACAUCCAGCCAACAGCAGCUGACUGUGUGAGCUCUGAAGCAGCUCAGCCACUGAAGGCUUUGAUAACAGAACCCUUACAGCCAGAACAGCAGCCAGCUCCUGACGAACCUCAUAACCAUCUUCCCUCACCGCCAUUGUCAACACCUCAUGAAGCCUUGACUGACGAGGCAGAAAUGCUUGAAAAGAAACCUGUAUUUAUAGACAAAAGAAGACCAAGAAAGCCGAUAGACAAAGCGCUUGAGUGUGCAGCUGUGGUUGAACCUCUCAAAACCCCAAAGAAGAAGGACUCUAUGAAACAGAGUCAACAGUCAGAGGAAGCCGUGAUCGACAAUUUAGAGAAAAUGGAAGUGCCUGAAACCACUUUGUCUAGCCCACCUUCCACAUCAGGUCCAACGCUCAGACUGGGUGAUGCACCGACCCCCUUAAAGCAGCCUCUAACACCCAGAGUCCUCAAGAGCCGUGCGGUACGUGAGAACUGCAGCCCAGCUGAGCCCAAAUCAGAGAAGCGGAAAUCAUGUGACGAACUAGGACCCUCGGACACAGAGGUGUUUGACCCCGGACUGAAUGAGAGUGUUAACCAGGAAAAAGAGUCCUUAUCUGCUGAAUCAGGUUUAACUAGCAGCAAAAAGUUUGCAGACAAAGGAGGAUGCGCCUCACUGAAGGAGAACGUGUGUCAGGUAUGUGAGACUACAGGCGAGUUGCUGCUUUGUGAGGGACAGUGCUGUGGAGCCUUUCACCUACAAUGCAUCGGCCUCAGCGAAACACCAAAAGGACGCUUUAUUUGCAAGGAGUGCACUACAGGUGUGCACACGUGUUUUGUGUGUAAGGUGUCGGGCAAGGAUGUCCGCCGCUGCAUGGUUCCAAUAUGUGGCAACUUUUACCACAUGGAGUGCAUAACAAAAUACAGCCCAACAGUACUGCAGCAAAAGGGCUUCCGCUGCUCUCUCCAUGCCUGUCUGUCCUGCUUUAUCACCAACCCCGCCAACCCCAACGUUUCCAAAGGUCGACUCACCCGCUGUGUGCGCUGUCCAGUGGCUUACCAUGCUAACGACUACUGUAUGGCAGCUGGCAGCGUCACACUGGCUAACAACAGCUUUCUGUGUCCCAACCACUUCACCCCCCGCAAAGGCUGCAAGAACCACGAGCACAUAAACGUCAGCUGGUGCUUCGUCUGCUCAGAAGGGGGCAGUCUGCUAUGCUGCGAAUCCUGUCCUGCUUCCUUUCAUCGUGAGUGUCUGAACAUCGAGAUGCCCAAAGAGAGCUGGUACUGCAAUGACUGUCGUGCAGGCAAGAAACCCCUCUGUAAGGACAUACUGUGGGUAAAAGUGGGCCGCUUCAGGUGGUGGCCAGCUGAGGUUACCCAGCCCAAAAACGUACCUGAGAACAUCUCUCGCAUGAGGCACGAGGUAGGCGAGUUCCCGGUUCAUUUCUUCGGCUCUAAAGACUACGUGUGGACAUACCAGGCCCGCUGCUUUCCCUACAUGGAGGCUGACGCCCAGAACAUUGAGAAAAUGGGCAAAGGCACAGAUGCCGUCUACAAGAAAGCUCUAAGUGAGGCUGCUGAGCGCUUUCGAGAGCUGCAGGCAGAGAAGGAGAUGAGGCAACUACAGGAGGACCGAAAGAACGACAAGAAGCCCCCUCCAUACAAACAUAUAAAGGUGAACCGGCCAGUAGGAAAAGUUCAGAUUAUAACAGCAGACCUGUCCGAGAUCCCUCGCUGUAACUGCAAGGUCACGGACGAGAGCCCGUGCGGCGUAGACUCGGAGUGUAUCAACCGCAUGCUGAUGUACGAGUGCCACCCACAGGUGUGUGCUGCAGGAGAAAAGUGCCAGAACCAGAGCUUCAUUAAACGGCAGUACACACCGGUCGAAAUCUUCAGAACCCUGACGCGUGGCUGGGGGCUUCGCGGCAUCACCGAUAUUAAGAAGGGUGCCUUUGUGAGUGAGUAUGUAGGCGAGGUGAUCGAUGAGGAGGAGUGUCGUGCCAGGAUCAGACAUGCUCAGAAUAAUGAUAUCAGCAACUUCUACAUGCUCACGUUGGACAAGGACCGCGUCAUAGAUGCAGGACCGAAGGGGAACGAGGCACGUUUUAUGAACCACUGCUGUCAGCCCAACUGUGAGACUCAGAAAUGGACGGUGAACGGAGACACUCGAGUGGGGCUCUUUGCUCUCAUAGAUAUUCCAGCAGGUGUGGAGCUCACCUUUAACUAUAACCUGGAGUGUGUGGGUAGCGGCAAGACUGUGUGUAAAUGUGGGGCACCGAAUUGCAGCGGUUUCCUGGGUGUCCGACCAAAGAACCAGCCACCUUCAGAGGACAAGGCCCGCAAGGGAAGGAAGAAAGGUUCCGUAAAGAAAAAGAACCAGCUGCCGACGGUGAAGGAACGAGAGGAUGAGUGUUUCUACUGUGGAGACAACGGGCAGAUCAUCACCUGUAAGAAACCCGGCUGUCCUAAGGUUUACCACGCUGACUGCCUUAACCUGCGCAAAAGACCUGCAGGUCGCUGGGAGUGCCCAUGGCACCAGUGUAACGAGUGUGGCAAGGAGGCAGCGUCCUUCUGCGAGAUGUGCCCGAGCUCGUACUGCAAGCAGCACCGCGACAGCAUGCUCUUCAUCUCCAAGCUGGACGGCAAGCUCUGCUGCAGUGAGCACGACCCCUGUGGCCCAGACCCUCUGGAACCUGGAGAGAUCCGUGAGUACACAGCGGCGGGACUGACCCUGUCCGCCGCUCAGCUCUACAUCCCCCCCACCCCGGGCCAGGCGCGUUUCAGCCGGCAGCGAGAGACGUUCGAGGACGGGGUCGUGGAGGAUGCAGAAAUGCAGACGAAAGAGGAAGACCCGUGUGAAUUAGAGGACGGAGAAGUGGUGGAGGGGCUGGUCGAGGACGGCGAGGAACUAGAAUUCAUAGACGACGAAGACGAGCUGGACAGUGAGCUGGACUACGGAGAACUGGGGUGCGAGGAAGAGGAGAACGGGGAUGGGGUUGAUGAUGAGUGGAGUGACGAAUGUGUGGACGAAGACUAUGGUGAGGAUUUAGAAGAAGUGGACAUGGAGGAGUCGGACUCCUUUAGGGGGAAGUGAGCACCUCGUGUCCAUUCAUCUCUUCGUGCAUUCAUCACGCGCUCGCUCACUCGGCCAGUAGAGGGCUCUUCAGAGCAGUGAGGAGCAGGAACAGUGGCAGAUGCUGAUUUCCAGUCAGUUUCACUUUGUAGCUCGUAGUGACACAGGCCUGCAACUAAAUCUGAUUUCAGAUCAGCAGCAAUGGGGAUCAAGGGCCCUAGAGAUCAGCUGGUUGGUGGUCAGUGGAAUGCAAAGACUCCGACACAGACAAACACGGCUACAAAGAUGUUCUGAAUCGAAGUCACCGAACCUGUUUGGAUAAUAAAGGCUGGUUUUUAUAUGCUUACAAAUCCACUAUGAAAUUAUAAUCAGAAUUGUACCACGAGUGGUUUAUUCUGCAGUUAUUGUAGUGUUGUUGAACAUUACGGUUAUUACUGUAACAUGUAGUCUUUAGCCUUUCAUUCAUUUUAUUCUAAUGCCCACUGGAUGCAAUAUGGAACAUUAUACUCCCAUUUUUUUAAUAUUUCACAGCAACCAUCUAUUGUUACACGCUUCUCUCGUCACCUGUGUAUAUCCUUCUGAAACACCAUGUUAGCUUUUCUUUAGUCUCUUUAUAUUUAUGUACACUGUAGAAUCUGUUCUCACUGAUUUUUUUUGUUGUUGUAUGUGAGUGUAUGUAAAUGUUUGUAUGGUAUGUUAGUUGCCAAAAUCCCAGUGUGCUUUGGUGCUGCGAAGAACAUGAAAUGCCCUGGUUUGCUCUGGGUAAAUUGGGGCAAAGUUGUUGCUGCCUUGUUAGAAGCCUCUUGAAAUGUACUGUACUUUUUGAUGUAUAUUAAAAUAUUAUAAAGUUUUACAGUAGA
Messenger RNA from Trichomycterus rosablanca, 7219 nucleotides. It is a transcript of the gene nsd1a, whose product is annotated as nuclear receptor binding SET domain protein 1a. Bases 198 to 6380 code for a protein of 2060 amino acids. The transcript is spliced from 25 exons. Lineage: Eukaryota; Metazoa; Chordata; Actinopteri; Siluriformes; Trichomycteridae. The record is from RefSeq and is a predicted model, not a curated record. Gene Ontology annotation, molecular function: histone methyltransferase activity; protein binding. Gene Ontology annotation, cellular component: nucleus.